AUGUAUUACGGGUCGUCGUCUCCGUACACUGGAUCACCAUACAGUUAUAGUAGUUCAGUUUCUCCUCUUGGAUCAUCAUAUAGUGCUUCGUAUCUCAAUCCUGGUGGAAACUAUAGCAAUCAUUCUUCUCUUGGCGGAUAUUCUCGUGCACCAGUAGCUUCAAGAUGGAUUACAAGUUCUGGAAGAAAUUACUCUCCUAUGUUAGGUACUAUUUCUGAAAGAGGAUCGGCGAGUCCUGUUAGAAUAAACAGCCCAAGACGGUUACCACUUUCGACAAGAACUUACCAUAGUUCUAAUUACACGCCACGUCCUGUCAAUAUAAAUACUGCUGAUAUUGAUGUAUCAAAAGACAAAUAUCGGCAUAAAGUUGAGUCUACGCCGUACCAAGCACCGCCAUUAGCAUCACACCAAAACUCGAAUGAAGAGAAUGAUAAGGGUCCUUUCAUGCCUCGCGUUGACGGUAAGGUGGAAUCUGAUGUCAGUUCACCCUCAGAGGUAAAACGGGGUACUAUACAACGAGGAAGAACAGUUGUAAGACUAUACACUGUUAAAAGAAAAGAACGAGAUUCACCUCGCAAGCCUGUCGAAAAUCAGCAAUGUUUGAACAAUACGAGCAAUCAGGAAGCAGUGGAAAAAGAUGAUACUAAAACGGAUGAAAAAGAGUUUAUGAAAUGGAGGGAAAAGCUGUCUGAAGAUUUAGCAUUUAAGGAAAAAAAAGAGACAAAAACAUUAGGUGCCAAACUAGUGGAAAAGUUCAUGGUCAAAGAUGAUAUUGAUAAAACCUCAUACAAUCCAACUAAAGUGGAAAAAAAUGACACUGAAGAUAUUGCAAAAUUGCCUACAACAUCAACAUCUGUAAAUAACUUUCCAUCAAAUAAGUGCCUAGAUCGAAGAUGUUCCAUUGAACUUAUGGCAGAACAAGCUAAUUUAUUGGAUUCACUAAUUAGAAGUGAAAAUCUGAGUACCGCGACAUUAGAGUUGAAUAAAGUAGGUAUUGUUGAUAAUAAAAAUGAUCUAGAAAUAUUUGAAUCUCUUAAAAGGCAAAAACCUGAUAAUCUGCUUAACCCUAUAAAAACUACAAAAUCUGAUCACUCGUUGCACUUAAAAUCGCAUAAAGAUGUAAGGGACCCUAAAAACUUUUCUAAACGACGAAGCUUAAAAAAAUCAUCUUCAGGAAGUAGUAUUCGAAGGUUAGAUUCUAUAACGGAGUUUCCUAAAGAAUCAAACAAUGUAAAUUUACCUUCUAUUGAAGAAAGUAUACCAUUAAUAAAACAAGAAAAUACAGGACAAAAGCCUAAACUUAAAAUAAAAGCGAAGAUCACGAGCUCUGUGGAAGUGACUGCACCCAAGAGUCCGCUUAAAUUCAUAGUUGAAAACGUUACUGUAGAAGAAAAGCUCCAUGCUCCAAAAAAAGGAAUAACGUAUAGUAGUGAGGUAGAAGAAAUAACGACUCCUGCCAAUACGCUAGAAAAAUUGGUACAAAAUAAUAUUAAGAAAAACUUAGAAGACAAUGAAAAAGACCUACCUUCUCCUGAGCCUGAAAAUGGCAAUUUUUGGGACAAGAUUGGAAAAAGAGAAACAGUGUACCUUAUGAAACGGAAACAAAAUAUUGAUGAAUCAAAAGAAAAACAUAAGCGAGCAUUGUUUUGGUUUCCCGAGGACAAAGAGGCGGAUAAUUCUGAACAGCUCAAUGAAAGCAAUCUGAAUGAAGUAAAUUGUAAAGUAGAGUCAGUAGAUAUAAAUAGCGAGGGUAACCAACCAAAUGAAAGAGAGAAAGAAAAACUAUUUGAUAAAGAAAUUAAUAGUGAAGUAGAAAUUUCUGCAACUUGUUCUGAUUCAGAUAUUUCGAAAUAUGGAUCAAUAGAGAAAAAUACAGAAGCUAUGAAUGUGUUCAAAGAAAUAACAACACAAAUGAACUCAACGGCUGAAACAGAUAAAAAUAUACCUUUGCCCAAAAUAUUAAGCAAAGUUCGCGAAAAGGACGAUUUAACUUUGGCCAAUGCAUCUCAAUCAGACAAUGAUCCCUUAAAGGCUAAAAUUAGUUGCGCUUAUAAGCAAAAUAAGAAUAUUGUCAAAAGUGCAUCUCUAGAAAAAGUUAAUGACAGUCAAUUUAAUGUGAAUGGUCAGAAGAAAACUAAAUCCGAAAAAUCAAAGAAAAUACUAAAAAUUGAAAAUAUAAUUGAAGCUAACCCACUUCAAGUUACUUCGCCUACUAUUCACCAAAAACCAAAUAAUGCGAAAAUAAAAGAGGAUAUAACGGAAGAUAACAUUGCUAUGGUCGAUAAAACACAUAUUCAUGUUAACAAUAAACAAGAAACAGUAAAAAAUUCAGGGCAAGACUCUGACAUACAAAAACCUGUCUGCCCAAUACAUCCAUAUGGCUUACAAAAAGUUAAAGAACAAAAUAUUGAAACGGAUAAAAUAAAAAUAGGAAAUUCCACACUGGACAGUAAAGUCGUUUCUAGUACAAGUGCAGGCAUCAUUAGUAAUCCACUAAAAAACGAAUCUAGUACAAACAGUAAAGAAAUAUCCUCAACAAUAGAAAACGAAUCAAAAAAUUUAGCCUUAACAGUUAAAAACAGUGGCAAAUCAAUGGAGAAACGUAUUGAAGUAUCAAAAAUAAACAAGACUGAAAAUCAAAUGAAAUUAACGAAUUUAAAAAUGUCUAAUGCAAAAAAUAAUUCAAAAAUAUCUCAAAGUUUAUGUGAAAUCGAAGCGAGAGAUAUGGCAAUGAGUAAGCAGAUCGCCUUAAAUGAAAAAAAUAAUGAAGACGAAAAAAGAUCUACAAGCAUUGAUGAUGCUACAAAUAUCAAUCAACCGCCAACUUCAUCAGCCGCACCUAUAAAUAUACCGUUUCAAAACACAGCUGAUUUUGAAACUAGUUUGAUCGAUUCCAGUGUACCAACAAAAACUAAAGCGAAUGAUAUUCCUGAAGUAGUAAUAAAUUUGUCAGACAUUCCAAUCGAAGCGAGUGAAUCAGAAGCCGAAGCAAAAGUUCAAAGUAACCAAAAGACAAACGAAGAAAAUAAGGCUGUAAAUAAUACCCAAAAAGAUGUUAAAAUAGUAGAACCUAAGGAAAUAAAUGCUAGUCCACCUCUUACAAUAACGCCAAAAAAAGUUGUAAAGGAGGAAAAAGCAUUGAAGCCUUUAAUAGCUACUCCACGGCCACUCCAAAAGAAAGCUCCUCAAGUUAUCCAUUCAUCGGACUCGUCUGAUACCUCUUCAGAGGAAGAAACGUCAGAAGAUGAUGAUGAUGAUACUGAUUCAAGUGAAGGUUCAGGCGAAUUUUUCGAAUGUGAAAAUAAUGCAGAUGGCAGGACUUCGACUGGUUCUAAUGAUUCCGGUUUCGAUUCUUCGGCGCCUGCAUCGCCAGCAACAUUUUCCCAAAUAAAGAAAGACUGCGAUGUUAACUGCCAUCGGAAAUGUGAAAAACUGACAGCAAAUUUAUGUGGAGUGAACCAGCGUCUGUUGGUGGAAGCUCUAGCAACAAGAACGGCAUCCAAGAAAGGAGGUGAAGUGUCGGCGACAUCGUCGAGCUCAGCGCCCGCACAGAGCAAUAACACCGACAUCUUAGAACAACAGCUUGAACAAUCUACUGCCUACGACAUCUACAGAAAAACUGGUCGUUUCACUCCGCCUGCACGGUCUAUUCCCCGAUUUAGGAAGUACACAGUGGAAGACUUCCAAUUCAUCAAAGUUUUGGGAAAAGGAAGCUUUGGAAAGGUUUUAUUGGCUGAACUACGCGAUACAGAGUACUACUACGCCGUGAAAUGUUUGAAGAAAGACGUCGUAUUAGAGGACGACGAUGUUGAAUGCACUCUGAUCGAGAGAAAAGUUCUCGCUCUUGGCACCAACCAUCCCUACCUCUGCCAUUUAUUUGCUACUUUCCAGACUGAUUCUCACCUGUUCUUUGUAAUGGAGUUCCUUAAUGGCGGUGAUCUGAUGUUCCACAUUCAACAAAGUGGACGUUUCCCUGAGGUUCGUGGAAGAUUCUAUGCUGCAGAAAUAGUUUCUGGACUUAAAUUCCUACACAAGAGAGGCAUCGUUUACAGAGACUUGAAACUGGACAAUAUUCUGCUAGACUACGAGGGGCACGUCCGCAUCGCCGACUUUGGAAUGUGUAAGCUACAAAUAUACUUAGACAAAACUGCGGAUACAUUCUGCGGCACCCCAGACUACAUGGCGCCUGAGAUAAUAAAAGGCCUCAAAUACAAUCAGACAGUCGAUUGGUGGUCAUUUGGCGUUCUUCUUUAUGAAAUGCUCAUUGGCCAGAGUCCAUUCAGUGGUUGUGAUGAAGACGAACUUUUCUGGUCCAUCUGCAAUGAGAUGCCAUCUUAUCCGCGCUUCCUCUCGCGUGAGGCCCUCACCAUACUGACAAGGUUAUUGGACAAAGAUGCACGGACAAGACUUGGUGGCACUGAAUGUAUGCACGGUGACAUCAGGGAGCAGGAGUUUUUCCACCCGAUACACUGGGACAGGCUAGAGAGACGCGAACUGGAGGCCCCUUUCAAACCAAGAGUGAGGCAUCCGAUGGACACCCAAUACUUCGACCGAGCGUUCACCGGUGAGCGACCUCGUCUCACCGCGGUAGAACCGCAAGUGCUUCGCUCCAUGGACCAAGAACCUUUCAGGGGAUUUUCCUAUACUAAUCCAAAUACGACAGGCCGCUAA
Messenger RNA from Arctia plantaginis, 4671 nucleotides. NCBI's taxonomy places the organism in Eukaryota, Metazoa, Arthropoda, Insecta, Lepidoptera, Erebidae. The record is from the annotation of a GenBank genome assembly.